AACAUACAAAAAAUCAUAAAAUCUGAGUGUGUCUCAACUUUUUUACGUAUAAUUCAAAAUGACAAUAGAGUAUUUUUUCUAUUUUAAUUUAUAUAAUAUAAAUUUAUUAUAUUAACUAUGGUUAAAUAUUUAGUUUGAAAUAAAUUAAAUUUUAAUCAUUUAUUUUAAUUAGGUCAUGUGUUAUUAAUGAGGUCAAUGACUUGAGAAAAAUAGAAAGAGGGGUCAUGUGUCAUUAAUCACGAAUGACGAAGACUUGAGAAAAUGGAGAGGAGUCGGAUCCAAUCCCGCACCCAACUAUCAUUCAUCCCCAUGCCCUGAUGGCUGAUCCCCACCCACCACUUGCCCAUCUUCCAGCUUCCUUCAUAUCUCCUCUGCUUUUACUAUCUCCAAACUCUGCACACACUCACACUCUCACUCUCUCUCUCUCUCUCUCUCUAUUCCUAUUUCCACUCUCUCCACUUUCACUUCGAUCCAUUCUCUCUCUCUCUAGAAAAUCACCAUGUUUGAUGACUCUGUAUCUACUGUUUAUUCUUCAAUCUGGGCAUCCAUGAAUAGCUGGUUCACUCCCACUGUUCUUUUUGCUCUUCUCAAUGUUAUGAUAGGUAUCAUUGCUUUUACGUCUUCCUUAAAUCACCCAAAACAACAACAGCAGCCAGAAGACGACUACUCACCAAGUCAACCACAACAACAACAGCAGGAAGAUCAGUCACAUAAUCAGCCACAACAAGGACAGCCGCCUUCUAAACUUGCUAGAUCUCCUUCCCUUCUUCAACGCAUUAAAUCCAUAAAUUUCUACAAUUACAGAUCUCAGGAACCCGUUAAGGAUUACAACUUUGACCAUCCCCAUCAACAAGAAACCCCAUUUGAACCACCACCGACACAUUACAUUUUUGAACCAGCCCCUGAACAUACUACUAUAGAACCAGAUAGCACCACCACCCAGUAUAUUCUCGACAAAGAGAAUGUCCAAAAGGCGCGAACCCAGUACGAAAAUCUUCCAGACACACAAACCCAGUACCUUUUUCAGCAUACCCAUGAAGAAAAACUUGAAGAUAUGGAGACCCAUUUCGACUUUCAGCAAAUCCCAGAAGAAGACAAUGAAGAUGAAGAUGAGCUAAAGAGCUUGGAUGAAGUGUACAGUCAAUUAACGGAACACCAUGUGAGCAGGAGCAGGUCAGAUAGGACGCCGUCGGCGGGUGAAGUUCCGGCGAAGAUGAAGAAAUCAGCUAGUAUGAAAUCACCAUUUGCGCAUUUUGAAGAAGAAGAAGCCAUUGUGGAAGCUCGACGGCCGGCGACUACAAGGGAGAGGAAUGCUAAGACAAGUGAUGGAGACACUGAGGUUGAUGCUAAAGCCGAUGAUUUCAUCAACAGGUUCAAGCAACAGUUGAAAUUGCAGAGGGCGGAUUCCAUUCUUAGGUACAAGGAGAUGCUUGGCAGAGGGAGCUAGAAGUAGAAGGUAUCAAUUUCUAGUUUCAUGGGGGCUUAAUUUCCAGUUUCUGAUUACUUUUGGGGCUGUUGUAGAAAUUGAGGAAAAGUAAGAUUGUGAUCCAAAUGUUGCUGCACCUUUUGGUCCAAUGUCUUCUUGUCCUUUGAAUUUGACAAACAAACAGGGGUUUUAUGAAUGGGCAUUAUAGUAAUUUUAAGCUA
Capsicum annuum is the source of this 1647-nucleotide messenger RNA. RefSeq names its product pathogen-associated molecular patterns-induced protein A70. Lineage: Eukaryota; Viridiplantae; Streptophyta; Magnoliopsida; Solanales; Solanaceae. The transcript has a single exon. The coding region runs from base 500 to 1447 and encodes 315 amino acids. The record is from RefSeq and is a predicted model, not a curated record.